This is a messenger RNA of Penicillium lagena, 1635 nucleotides long. RefSeq lists its product as uncharacterized. Gene Ontology annotation, molecular function: serine-type carboxypeptidase activity. The transcript is spliced from 6 exons. Gene Ontology annotation, biological process: proteolysis. NCBI's taxonomy places the organism in Eukaryota, Fungi, Ascomycota, Eurotiomycetes, Eurotiales, Aspergillaceae. The coding region runs from base 1 to 1635 and encodes 544 amino acids. The record is from RefSeq and is a predicted model, not a curated record. Gene Ontology annotation, cellular component: fungal-type vacuole.
AUGUUUCUUUCCAAAUACGGCAUUUCACAGCCACUGGAACAGAACAUCUUUUUCUGGUUUUUUGAAAGUCGAACCAAUGCCACGAUUGAUCCUCUCACCGUCUACCUGAACGGUGGUCCUGGCGCUGCAAGUAGUGGGUUUUGUGAUGUGCAAACUUUGCAGCUUAGUCCUGACAUGUACAAGCUAGAGCGGUCUUUCGAGAACACGGCCCCUGUAAAGUUGAUGCCGAUAGUGCAAGUACGAGACUUAACCCCUGGUCAUGGAAUGGCAGAUCGAAUAUGCUUUAUGUCGACCAGCCGGGCAAUGCGGGUGAAUAUCUUUGUCAUCUCCCUAUACGAAUAUUUGUAUUGGCAGCUGAUCGGAGCACUCAAACUAGGGUUUAGCUAUGAUAUACCUCGAAAUGCAACGUUCAGCCUCCAGGAGCCGCGGAUAAUCUUCGAUACACAUAAAUUUUCUUCGUCAGACCAAAUCCCCGGCGUGUCUUUUGGUACCGUGGGAGCGGGAUCCAAUGAUAUCGAUAAUGCGAUCAACUCGACCGAAAGCGUCACUCGCCUGCUGUGGGAGUUUCUCCAGAUUUGGCUAACAGACUUCCCGGAGUAUGCCUCCUCGGAAAUUGAGAAGCUCAACAUUUGGACGUCCUCGUACGGUGGACACUAUGGCCCUGCCCUGGCCAGAUCUAUUCAUAUAGAUACGUUAGGUCUAACAAAUACAUGUAUUGACAUUGCGGUCCAGCUACCCUUUUAUCCUGAAAUGGCCUUUUGGAACACAUACGAUAUCAAGCUUAUCAACCGAAGCGCCUAUAACACGGCUAUCCAAAGCCUUGAUGGUCCGCAGGGUUGUCUUGCGAAGUUGCAGAAAUGUCGACAGACUAUUCAACGGCCAGACUUUGGUCAUGACCCGGUCACAAAUAGGGUCUGUCGGGACGCCAACCAUUACUGCGGUAAGCGUGUUGCAGGGAUCAUCAGCAAGAGUGGCAGGAAUAUUUUUGAUAUAGCGUAUCCAUCGGAAAUACUCACUGAUCCUUUGAUUUCAACCAAUCUGGGAUACAGUCGCCAGGCAUGGGUACAGCAGGCUCUGGGUUCACCAGUGAAUUACUCCAUCAACGCAGAUGCAGUCACCCAUGCUUUUGCCCGUACUGGCGAUAAUGCCAAAGGAGGCAGCAUGGAAGCUCUUGCCGAGCUCCUCGACUCUGGCGUCAAGGUAGCCAUGGUAUACGGCGACAGAGACUUUGCGUGCAAUUGGCUUGGAGGAGAAGCUGUCUCUGUCAGUAUCGAACAUCAAUACCAAAGGGCCUUUCAAAGUGCAGGAUAUCAGACCAUGAUGAAGGAUGGCUCUCCACUUACUGCACAUGUCCGUCAGCAUGGAAACCUCUCUUUCAUACGGGUGCUUGAUGCAGCACACGGGGUUGCGGCUAAUCAGCCCGAAAUCGCAUAUGAAUUAUUCAACCGCGCAAACGAAGGACUGGAUAUUACGACGGGGUCUGUUCAGACCACGUCUUUCCAAUCCCCAGAAUCCGUUAUCUACACUACGACGGGUCCAAAUUCUACUCGUGGAAUCCGCAAUGUCUCACCAAGCAUUCCGCCUGCCCCAGAAUCCAAUCAGACCAUGUGGGAAUAUUACGAAACCUUGGGCUGA